AUGCGAUCAUAACAAGAAUUUACACACACACAUGAGUCGUCGGUAUUUCCUAUAAUUACAUAAACGCAGAGAUAAGGCAAAUGUGUUUUUCGUGUCAGAGAUAGGCGAUGGCAUCGUUAAUGCGAUACCUACCCAAUUCGCUAUCCAAUAAACUCACGGCCACUUAUUUCAAACUGUCAACUUUGAGUCAGCUGGGAUUCAGGGGAACGCACAGUUCGCAGUCGACGAUCGAUUUGGACAAGAUGAAGAUCCACAUUCUGCCUGCCCUCACCGACAAUUACAUGUAUCUGAUUGUCGAUGAGAAGACCAAGCAGGCUGCUGUUGUUGAUCCUGUUGCACCCGAGACCGUCCUGCAGGCUGUCAAUGCUCAUGGAGUUAACUUGACCAAAGUGCUGACAACACAUCAUCAUUGGGAUCAUGCUGGUGGUAAUGAGGAUUUGGUGAAGAAGUGCAAGAACAGUUUGGACGUGUUCGGCGGUGACGACAGGAUCGGAGCGAUGACCACGAAGGUUAAGCACGGCGAUAAGUUCAAGAUCGGCGACAUCGACGUCGAGUGCAUCUUCACGCCGUGCCACACGAGCGGACACAUCUGCUACUAUCUGACGACGACGUCGGGAUCGGAGGUGGAAACUCCACCAGUCGUCUUCACCGGCGACACCUUGUUCAUUGCAGGGUGCGGCCGCUUCUUCGAGGGAACCGCCGACGAGAUGUACUCGGCCCUGAUCGAGAAGCUGUCCAAGUUGCCCGACGAGACGCGAGUGUUCUGCGGGCACGAAUACACGCAGCAGAAUUUGCGUUUCGCCAAGUUCGUCGAAUCUGAGAAUGCGGAUAUCGACGCGAAAAUCGAAUGGGCGGCGAGGAUGAGGGGUAAAGGUGAGCCGACCGUCCCGUCGACCAUCGGCGAAGAGAAACGCAUCAAUCCGUUCAUGAGGGUCAACGAAGCGGCUGUUCAAUCGCACGCAAAUUGCGGUCAAGAUCCGCGCAAAACCAUGCAGAUCAUCCGCAAAGAAAAGGAUAGCUUCUAAAUUUGAUACUAUAUUUACACGUUUUAUAUACUUAUAAUUUAGAGAGGGCGGGAAUUCUUUUAUACACAUAUUAUUUACACUCAAAAAAAAAGAAGAAAAUCACUUCUUCAUAUUGUACUCGGACAUUUCAACCGCGUACUUUUCCUUGGAUCGCUCGUACAUGUCCACGUAGAUCUGCAAAAAAUUAACAUUUGUACAAUUUGUAAUAAUUUUUAAGGUUUUAAUGAUAAUAAUACCUGUUUAUCAGC
Molecule: messenger RNA, 1273 nt
Organism: Nicrophorus vespilloides
Lineage: Eukaryota; Metazoa; Arthropoda; Insecta; Coleoptera; Silphidae
Product: hydroxyacylglutathione hydrolase, mitochondrial
Exons: 4
Coding region: 108-1025 (305 amino acids)
Molecular function (GO): hydroxyacylglutathione hydrolase activity
Source: RefSeq, a predicted model, not a curated record